CAUUUGAAUUGUAUUGUAAAUAAUGGACAUAGUGGAAUAAUGCAGAUUUAAUAUGGAUCUGUCAUUGUUUCUAUUGUAUUUCUUAUACCCAAUCUCUGGUUUGGUAUGAUUUGCCACUCUUAAAGUCGCUUGGUAAAUUCUGAAUGGAGGAAAAAAAUCAACUUAAGCUGGCAUUGUUUGUCAAUACAGUUGUCUAAGGUAAUUUUUCUGUUGAUGUGUGUCUGUACUGGAUAUUGAUAUCUGUGCGCAAGUGAGACCUCAUCAAACUGCUCCUUGCUCCACACAGCUUGCUCACUCAGUAUGUCCGCAGUAUGGAAUUAUUUCGCCUUUGGAUUGUAAAUAUGCAAUUUACAAUGUCUGGUUAUGCAAGGAGAGAAUAAUGCUUCUUUCUUCAAUACUUGUAAUCUAAUAUCACGCCUCAGGAAGAAUCAUUCGGAGUCACACAAAGCUAGCGUACCUGCAGCAAAGUAUUGAUAAGAAGUGACCAGUGGUACUGAAAAUGACUACCCAGUCCAGAGUUACUUUACUUUACUUUGUUCUUAUAUGGACGUUUGUGCCACAUACAAAUGUACAGCUUUCUAAAUUGUAUUGUUGCUGUUGAGAAACUGGAUCACGGUUUUAACUCCAUUAGGACUUUUGGCUAAUUCUGGCAUAUUGAUAGAAAUGUAAUAUGCACCGUCCCCGUAAAUAAAAAUUAGGCUAGUAAGAGAACAUGUUAUUAUAUAGUUGGUCAUAAUUUGUUUAGUGACUGUUUUGUUGAGACAAAAUGUUUACGAUAAAUAUAGAAUUUUAUAACUUGUAUUGUAUAUUACAGUAUUUGUCUUAUCUUGCGCAAAUGAUGUUUGUUAUUUGUGAAAUGCAUCUAGUAGCAUCACAGUAAAUGAACCAUAAUGUGUUCAUUACACGAUAUUAGUUUGAGGGAAGAGCUGCUGCCAAUAUCAGCAUCGGUUGAUAUCCGUAUCGGCAAUGAAAUGCUGGACAAUAUUGGUAUAUUGAAUAUCUAACAAAGCCAAUAUUGAGCAUCUGUAGUGGUUUGAAAGAUUCUGAGUUCAAAAUGGCAGCGGUUUUAAAGAAGAACUGUCAAAAUAUUGUCUUCUUGCACAAAUUGGAUUUGUCCUUAAGACUUGCAUUAAAAAUGCUUGUUCCAGUGUGUCUUAUCAUGGUAAAAACUCACUGAAGCAGCAAACUUAGUGAAACACAAAAGAUGAGUCACUGCCAAAGCAUUUAUGCCACCACUGUAUGUAAGAUUUUCUGUAACAUUGCCUUAAAAAAACAGUUCUGAAAGUGUAUUUCCAGUGGUGAAAAAAUGCAGUGUAUUGGGGUGACUUUUGUUUUUAAAAAAAUCUGCUAUUUUUUUAAUUGUUUGAACUGGUAAGUUUAAUCCCAGCAUGCUUGUUUUGUUUGUGGCAACCCAGUGGCCGGUUACCUCCUAAACAAGUCACAGUCAUAUGAGCGUAAUAAGGAUGUGUCAUGCUCACGUCAUGUCCAGGCUGAUAACAGCAGGCGUUUCUCAACAUGGAGCUGUGCACUGUGCAAACAAGUUGUAACAUUUACCUUGUUGCUCCUUAGUUUUCCACCGCUAACCAAACUGAACCGCUUCUAUGUGCUGGAAUGUGAUUCAACCAUACCACUGCACAUUCCGCCGAUCCCUUUAGUUAAUAAUCGAACCAGGGUCAUGAUCCUGGCGUCAUAUGACAACAGAGCAGUCAAAGGAAACGGGCCAGACGUGGCAGCGUGUACGCACAGAGGCUGCUACGAGCUGUGACUGCACCUGUGUGAUUGUGCGGUCAAGGUGGGCAUGGUGAUUAUUAGCUUUUCUUACCACUGAAGAAAAGCAACCAAACCUUAUGGAAGGCAACGGCGAGUUCAGUGAUACUGACAGCGGCAUCAUCCUUCACUCUGGCUCAGACAGCCCAACAUCACAUACGAAGGAUGUCGGCACGCACACACGAGCCAUGAAGCUCAAACACCAGGCGCUCCAAGACCAACUAGACCUGUGCCUUCUGGAGCUGAAGAAACUCUGUAUUCGAGAAGCUGAGCUGACGGGCCGGCUGUCAGGAGAUUAUCCUCUGCUGCCAGGAGAGAAGCCUCCGCAGAUCCGCAGACGCAUUGGGGCUGCUUUCAAGCUCGACGAGCAAAGCAUCCCCCAGGGAGCUGAGGAGUCUGCCCUAAAUAUUGUCGAUGCAGAGUUGGCUCUUCAGUUUAAGAUCUACGAGGCAGCGCGAAAGCUUUGCGAGGAGAGGCACCUGAGCAAGGCUGUUAGAAAGAGUCGUUUGGAGCAGUGCAAGCGAGAGGAGAAGAAACUCAAACGGCUACAAGAGACUGCCUUCCAACUGCGGCUGGAGCACGGCCAAUCGUCACCACUUCCUGCUUUUAACAUCACACAACAAGAUCUUGCUGCGUCUGAUGACAGCUCUUUGUCUGAUUCGGUGGUUCAAGAUGAAGAAGUGGCGAGCGAGUCUUCACAGCUUUCCUCGGGACUUUUAUAUUCAGGAGAGAUGGACCCUCCACAGACACUCUGUGUGUCCUCAGAGUCCCACACAGAUGGCUCCUACCUGUCACCCACUGUGGGUCCGCAGAACCUGCCACUGACACCGAGCCAGUCACCUCACCCCAGCCUUGACUCUUCUAUGAGUUUUAACUCAAGUCCUGCCGCAUAUGACCCGCCUCCUAUUCAGCUCUCCCCUUGGUCUGAGUCUAGCCUCGACCAGCCAUACCAGAAGAGCAAGAAGUCACGUUCCUCCUGCAAGGCCAGUCCAGCCAAGACUGAAUUGCUACCACCACUGGAGGCUUGCUUGGCACACUCAGCUCUACCACAGCAGCUCUCCCAUUUGAAACUGAGCCGAACACAGUCCACCAGCACGCCCUCCACUCCGGAGAUGCGUGUUCACAGGCAGCUCUCCCUCAGGAUAUCCAAUGAAUCUUCCCUAGUAUCAGAAAAGGUACGUGGUCGCACCAGAGGUCCAAGGAGGCGACUGAUAGAUUACAACAAAACAUCAGCAGAAGCUCCUCCACUCAUGUUUAAUUACGUCAACAAUGCAGGCUCCGAGGAUAGCAACUCUGAACACUCAUUUGCAUCCUACAGCAGCUCCCCCAGUCAAGAAUUGCCUUGCAAUUUGCCCAGACACUAUCAGGCUGCCUCCCCGGUCUGUCCUCCAUUCAGCAGCUAUGGACCUCAAGCCGCCCCACAUGCUGCAUUUUACCACAGUCCCAGGCAUCAGUCCCACCAAGGAUAUUACAAUGAGGAAGUGGUGUACCCUCCAUAUGUGGACAUGCCUUGGACUUAUCGCACCCAGCAGGCUCCCUGUCUUUCCAACAGAUACGAGUACCGCUACAAAGAAGCUUCUGUGCCCCUGCAGAGAGCACAGAGGCAUGUGGCUCCUGAUAGCAGACACUCACCCUCCCCGGCACAAUGGGAUCAUCCACAGUACGGCUCCAACUGCCUCCCGCGGCAAGUGGUGAGCGAACAGCUGAAAUCAUGGCACCGGCGCAGUCAGUUCAAAGGACCCAGGUCGCGGUCCCUUGACAGACAGGGCGCAGUCAGGGUGAAAAACAUGGCAACUCGGGAGUCACCCCGAAACCAAAAUCAGAGGUACCAUGAGCAGGUCAUCCAAAGAAGAGCUCUUCAGAUAUCUGCAGAUGACUCUCAAGAACACUGGCUGGCAGACGAUGGCACUCACUAUGUAAGUGAAGUGUGAAUCGUGGGUUCCUCAAUGAAUGAAACUGAAUUAAAUGGCAACAAUUCACUUUUGAAUUGAGCGCCAGAAGAAAUAUUGUCUGAUUUCAUGUGGCCUUAACUAAACUAAUUAACUGAAAAGUUGAAUGAGCACAUCUCACUUAAGUGGGUGAAAACGCAGGUUGGAAUUUGUAGUGUAACAAAACAUAAGCAUUGAAAUGAACUCUUGUGAAAUAUGGGCUAAACCAAAAUACCCUCCAUUACACUCACUGUUUUACAUUUAGGUGCGUGCAACCUGACACCUGCAAUUAGGGAUUUUUAACUAGUUGUAUGAAGACUAUCAACCACUAUUGUAAGAUACUGUAAAUGAGUAAUGUUCGCUUAGUGUAUGUACAAUACCUGUAUUUUUGUGUAUGCUGGUUGGGCUCAGUACCUUCGAGAGGCUGCUCAUUCCAGUUUUGUCACUUUGUCUUGUUUACCUGCUUUUACUUGCUUCUGUGUCAGCUGGUGUUAAUUGCUGAUGUACUCAUUAGUUAAAUAGUUGAAAAACGAUGCUAUGUUAACAUACAGUACAUGAGAUUUUCAGUAGCAUUGUAUGAGAAAAGACUUGAAGCUUGGCAGCUAUGUACAUGAAAUAUGCGAGAGUGCAGAUUACAACAGACCAAACUUUUGUUCGCACCAAAAAUUACAAUUAUAGUAAACUUCAUGUGUCUAUCACACAAAAUACAAGUGAUCCCCACUCAACUACACUCACUCGAAGUCUCUCACUGUGAUUUUAUUUAUCUGUUAAUUUAUUGUGACUUGUGACUAUCAAAUCAACUCAAGUCAGACUUGAAAUUUGUGUAGAUAAAGAGUGAACGCCUAGUGCAGUAGACUGUAAUUGUAACAGACCACAAUCAUCUUUUCUUGUGUGCGUUUUUACUGUCUUUUUUAUUGAAGCAUUUUAGGUUAAAUUGAAAAUUGAGCUCCUGUUGUUAUAUUGUUGCAUUCAUGACAAUGUUUUCCUGUGGAAUAAAAAA
Messenger RNA from Dunckerocampus dactyliophorus (ringed pipefish), 4695 nucleotides. It is a transcript of the gene inavab, whose product is annotated as innate immunity activator b. The coding region runs from base 1848 to 3698 and encodes 616 amino acids. Gene Ontology annotation, biological process: adherens junction maintenance; positive regulation of protein ubiquitination. The record is from RefSeq and is a predicted model, not a curated record. Lineage: Eukaryota; Metazoa; Chordata; Actinopteri; Syngnathiformes; Syngnathidae. The transcript has 10 exons.